Molecule: messenger RNA, 2172 nt
Organism: Lachancea dasiensis
Lineage: Eukaryota; Fungi; Ascomycota; Saccharomycetes; Saccharomycetales; Saccharomycetaceae
Source: the annotation of a GenBank genome assembly
AUGCUAUCUACCAAAGUGAUAAGCCUGGUGUCACCCCUAUUUACGGCCUUGCUGUUUGCAUUUAGGUUCUCAUGGGCUGCAUCGUCAGCUCAGGACUAUGCGAUUGCCCCGGAGCUGAUCCCAGGCCUUUCUGCUGUAGAGGACCGUGAUUUGAUACCCGAAAUGCAUGCUGGGCACAUCCCACUAGGCCCGGAAGACGACGUUAACGCCAAGAACUAUUUUUUUUGGAAGUUCCACGACACCUCAGGGCGCAGCAGUUCCCAAGCUCAGAACACCCUUGUUUUCUGGUUGAAUGGCGGCCCCGGCUGCUCCUCCAUGGAUGGAGCGUUGAUGGAGGCUGGCGGUCUGCGCAUUGACUCUUCUGGUAAAGCGUAUUUGAACGAGGGUGCUUGGCAUACGAGGGGCGACAUUGUUUUCGUCGACCAACCUGCAGGAACCGGAUUCUCCACCGUCGGCGCGGACUCCGAGUAUGACACUGACCUGCUUGCCGUUUCGCAGAACUUUCUCACUUUUUUGCAUCGUUACUUCGAAGUUUUUCCCCACGACAUUCAAAAGCAAAUCGUUUUGGCAGGUGAGUCCUAUGCUGGCCAGUACAUCCCUUAUUUUGCACAUGCUAUCUUAGAACAGAACGGUAAAGACGUGGAGAACAACAUUAAGUUGAGUGCCCUACUCAUCGGUAACGGCUGGAUUGAUCCCAAUCAACAAGCCCUGUCAUAUAUUCCUUUCGCACUGGAGAAAGGGCUUAUCGAAAAGACCAAUAAUAAGCUCACGGGCCUGUUAAGUCAACAGGAAAAAUGUCAAAACCAACUCAACUCGAACGACGAGCUCCCUUUUUCGGUGCCUGAAUGUGAAAAUAUACUGACGGAGCUGUUAGAUGUGACUAGAAUUACCGACGGCUCUGACGGUAGAAAAGUCGAUCCCAACCAGGAAUGUCUCAACAUUUAUGAUAUACGACUCAGAGACUCCUUCCCAUCCUGUGGUAUGAGUUGGCCGGGCGAUUUGCCCAAUCUAGCCAAGUUUUUCGGAACCCCAGGUGUUAUGGAAGCGCUCCAUUUGGAUUCCGAGAAGGUCCCGAAAUGGCAUGAAUGUGACGACCAAGUGUCGAAUCAUUUAAGAAACCUUGAGUCCAAACCAUCAAUUCAUAUUCUGCCUCAGAUUUUGGAGUCUGGUAUUGAGGUCAUACUUUUCAAUGGUGAUCAAGAUAUCAUCUGCAACAAUCUCGGAAUAGAAACUCUCAUCAACAGCUUAACGUGGAAUGGUGGGAAAGGCUUUUCUGACAAGGUACAAUAUUACGAUUGGGAGUAUCAAUAUGGGACCGAUUACGAAGUUGCACCUGCUGGUUACGUGAAGUACGACCGGAAUUUGACUUUCAUCAGCGUUUACAAUGCUUCGCACAUGGUACCAUUUGACAACGGGCUCGUCAGCCGUGGAAUAAUGGAUAUCUACUUAAAUGACGUCGAACUGCUUCAAGGCGAAGAUGGCGACAUUUUAGUGAGCCACAUGAUCAAUAACGAUGUCCAAUAUUUGGAACCUACGGUUUCUGUUGAGUAUGAUGACCAAGGUGAAGACGAGGAUUCAAAGGAUCUCGAGGAAAACAACGGUGAUGAAACAAAUGACAAUGGCGACAAUGAAAUGGGAGAGACUAAUGAGCACGGAGGCGACCAAGACGGCAACGAUGACCACAGCAAAGGUGAUGACGAUAAUGAUAAAGAUGACGACGACGAUAACGAUGAUGAAGACGAUGAUGAAGAUAAAGACGAUGAUGAUGAGGACGACGAAGAUGACGAGGACGAUGAGAACGAUGACGAUGAUGGUGAUGAUGAUGAUGAUGAAGACGAAGCUGAUAAUAAAGAUGCUUCUGCAAACAAGCACCAACUACUGAGAGACACUCACAAACUCACUGUGGCCGGUGGGUCAAUAUUGCUUUCUAUGGCUAUUAUUAUAGGUCUUUACUUCACAUUUCGUGAACGAUUCCGUCCUAAACUUCGUGCUAUACUCAUAGAUCCAAAUGGAAGACAGGAGCAGGGCAAGAAAUCGGUGUCGUGGGCAGCAGAUUUGGAGCAGGACGCCGCGGACCUUGUCGAACCGCCACAAGGCUCUCAGAAUAAAAAAGGAUACUCCAAUGUGCCAACACAGGAAUCAAGGGGAUCUUUUGAACUGGAUGAUUUGUAG